Molecule: messenger RNA, 1132 nt
Organism: Dreissena polymorpha
Lineage: Eukaryota; Metazoa; Mollusca; Bivalvia; Myida; Dreissenidae
Exons: 2
Coding region: 32-1084 (350 amino acids)
Molecular function (GO): protein binding
Source: RefSeq, a predicted model, not a curated record
UAGAUUGCAAGAUCCAUUACCAUUACGCCGAAUGUUGAAGAGAACACUAACAAUGAUUUCAUUAUUGGUUCCAUUUCUGAUGAGUACCUUGUUUUUAAAUAAGGUUCUCUCUGUUGAGUUUAAAAUGAAAGAAAACAAUUUAAGCUCUAAGCUGUUGACAGAGAUGCAGGGGCGUUUAGAUGAAUACGAUGCCGUUGUUAAAGAGCUACGUCUGGCACUGCAACACCAAGAGUCAAAAUUCAACACAAUGAUUAAUGUCAUGAACGAGAUGCAACACAUUCAAACACAAAAAGAUGAAACAAUAAGUAAAAUACAGCUGGACUUGGACGAUAUGCGGAGUGAAAACAAGCAGUUAACAAACUCUUAUUCCAUCUGUGAGCAGCAAAUUCAAUCGAUGAUGAUUGCAUUUAAUAAGUUGGAGAAGACAAAUACAAACGAGGAGCAUGUGACGAGUACUAUCAAUACAAAAGAAAACGAAAAAAACAAAAAGGAAGAAGCAGAUGGUUUUGCCGGUUUGAAUACCAGUGUUUCAAUGUCUCUGCCUGAAGCUAGUGGGACAAUUGCAUUGAGCUCCACUGAAUACCAAAGGAUUGAAAUAGGACUAAAACGCGCAGGAAAGGAAUCCGUCAAACGAACAGUUCUUGGACGCCAUUCCGGGACAGAUCUAGUGGCUUUCUUUGUAACACUGAACCAAACAGCUGAUCAUCUUGGCGUGCGCCAGAACGUGUUGUUUGACAACAUGGUUACAAAUGUCGGCAAUGGCUAUAACCAACAUCUUGGGGGCUUUUCUGCCCCUGUUUCUGGAAUGUACGUGCUGAUGUCUACAUUGAUGUCAAUGUAUGGUCACAAUGACCAUUUUCGGUUGGUUCGCAACGGUAAUACCGUCUGCAAUAUGUACGUUGGUGGAACCGGUAGUGGAAAUCACGAGUCCAGUGGUGGCAGCUAUAUCUUGCAUCUUAACAAGGGAGACGUUGUCGCGAUACAGAAUAUGGAUUCCGGGGAGAUCCUUUUUGGAUUUCAUUACUCGUACUUCUCCGGGUUUCUUUUGAAGGCCAUGGAAGAGGAUCCUCCGAUUGUUGGAUGAAUCAAAGCUCAACAUUUGUAUAUGAUAAUAAUAAAGUAAUGAAAAGUA